Molecule: messenger RNA, 759 nt
Organism: Varanus komodoensis (Komodo dragon)
Lineage: Eukaryota; Metazoa; Chordata; Lepidosauria; Squamata; Varanidae
Gene: FAM3D
Product: FAM3 metabolism regulating signaling molecule D
Exons: 9
Coding region: 1-759 (252 amino acids)
Source: RefSeq, a predicted model, not a curated record
AUGACUCUGAGGAAGCUGGGUGGCCAGCUUCCCCCAGAGGAGCUUCGAGCCAUGGCCUUCCAGUACGGUGAUGUCGGUGUGCUGAAGGUGCUGGUGCUGGUGUUCACCUUAGCCGCAACCUGGCUUUUUGUCAGCACUUACGUCAACCACCCAAGUGUGAAGUCCAUCAGCCUGAGGAGCUGGAUGAGUAUGUUUUCCCAGAGUUCCAUAGCACCAUUGACCAACACCCCAGUGAUCCGAAAUAAGUGCAACAUUAAAAAGGCUUGUCCCAGCAACACCUUUGCCUUCAAAAUAGUCAGCGGUGCAGCCAACGUCAUUGGCCCUUUCAUGUGCUUUGACAACGUGACGGUUAUGAGCAACAUCAAAAAUAACAUUGGCCGGGGUUUAAACAUUGCUCUUGUCAAUGGGAGCACGGGACAAGUCAUCAAAUCAAAUGCCUUUGACAUGUACUCCGGAGAUGUUAAGCAUUUAUUGGAUUUUCUGAAGCCAAUUAAGAAAGGUACCCUGGUGCUCAUGGCCGCCUACGAUGAUCCAGCAACGAAGCUGAAUGAUGAAGCACGGAAUUUAAUUGCUGAACUAGGAAGCAGUUACGCUAGCAAGCUGGGUUUUCGAGACAACUGGAUCUUCAUUGGCGGGAAGGGAAUCAAAGACAAAAGCCCAUUUGAACAGUACUUGAAGAAUGAUAAGCAGACAAACAAAUAUGAUGGCUGGCCAGAGGUUCUGGAGAUGGAGGGCUGCGUCCCCAAGAAGCUGGACUAG